This is a messenger RNA of Ilex paraguariensis (yerba mate), 871 nucleotides long. Lineage: Eukaryota; Viridiplantae; Streptophyta; Magnoliopsida; Aquifoliales; Aquifoliaceae. The record is from the annotation of a GenBank genome assembly.
GCUUGUAGCCGGGUGCGGCAAGGGUCUGUGUGGAAGUCAACUUGCUGGCUCAAAGAACCCAGAUUUGGAAACCAGUACAGAAGGAAAGAAAGCAGAAUCUUUGGUGUCUAAAUUGGAUGCAAUUGGAAAGAAGAAUCAAAGCUUGCAAGAGACAGCUAAAGUGCAGCAGGUUAUAGCAGGUCAUAAGGUUCAGAAGAGGAAUUUGGAAUCUUCGAAGCAACAAAUCUCUGCCAAUCAAGCUAACCAAGGAAAGGGUGUAUGCAAACAACUAAAUGGAGGUAAGUAUCCCACUGAUAUGGUAACUCUAGAAGGAAGUCAAACGGCUAAUAUGGAAGGUAAUAAUGCAGUCUCUCAUGGUAUAUCUGCACUUUCCAAGAUUCCACAUAAGGAAAGCUGCAUUAGAAUUUUGGAAAGAGGGAAUUUCUCGGGGAAAGAAGAUGCCGUCCAGAAGGAGUCCUUGCCUAAUGAGGUUCAAGAACUGCAGAAUGUUAAUAUUGAAGCCCACGAAGCGAGUGUUGAUACUAUCCAUGAACUUGCGAUGAUAACUGCCAAGGAGCAACGCUUAUUAAAUGAGCAAUGUUUAAUAACCUCAGACUCCACCUUUUUUAUUGACCUUAAUUAUGCAGCUAGGAAAAAUUUCAAUAAGUCCUUAGAUGAUGAUAUGGGACUAUAUAAAGAAAAGGAGUUGCCGGAUAGAGGAUAUUACACGGAUGAUGAGGUCUCUGAUAGCACUUUUGAUCCGCUUUCCCACGGUUCACAAUCCCCACCCAGUAGUGGUCAUAAGCAUAUUCUAUCGCAGAACCGUCCAACGGGCAUGAUUACUAGAUCGAAAUCUAAAAGAGUCACUUUUUCAAUCCCUUUAAAUGAUUAA